ACAUGCUCUGAGACACUGGUCGGACUCGGACUUCACUCCUGUAGGCCUAUUUUAUUUGGCGACCUGCAGGUUAUUUUAUUUGGUCUGAGCAUCGCCGCCGGAGCGCAGCGGGAGCAGGACAGCCUCACAGCCUCAGGAUGAAUGUACCUGCCGUCAUGUUGCUCAUCCACUUGACCCACAUUCAUUUGAAAGCUCUGGAGACCAGCUGGGUGGAAGAAGGGGUUAGAUGCCCUCUUGGCCAAUUCCCAUGUGGAAACACGAGUGAGUGCCUCCCUCAAGUUUUGCAGUGCAAUGGACACAAAGACUGUCCCAAUGGAGCUGAUGAGAGACAGUGUGGGGACAACAUCGGAUGGGCAGAUUUAUUUGCCCGCACACUACAGAAGACUAACCCUUUGGACCAGUACUUCCUCAAUGAGUGUUUAUUGCAGGAGUUUCCAGAGAGCUGUGACUGCAUACAGACAGAUGUUGAGUGUGUGGAGGUCAGCCUGCAGGAUGUUCCGUCGCUCUCGCCAAAUGUUACCUGGCUGUCCCUGAGGAGCAAUGAGAUCCGAGUGUUGUCCGAUUUUGUUUUCUCAGAAUACUCUGCCCUGGAGAGACUGUUUCUGCAGAACAACAGCCUCCACUUCAUAUCUAAGCAUGCAUUCAGCAGUCUGCACAAUCUAAAGAGGUUGUUUCUCAGUGAGAACUUAAUCUCCUUCCUCAGUCCCGGUGUGUUCGGGGAUCUAAAUCAAUUGGAGUGGCUGAUGUUGGACCAUAACCCGCUAAGCAGCUUGUCCCAGGACACCUUCACUGGGCUCCAGUCUCUCAUGUAUUUGUCCAUGGUGAACACUUCACUGCAGCAGCUUCCUCAUCCAAGCUUCUGUCAACACAUGCCUGCCUUGGACUGGCUGGAUCUUGAGGGAAACCAGAUUCAAACUCUUAACUACUCUAUCUUAAAGACAUGCAGCAAGCUUGAAGUUUUGUUACUGAUAGACAACAGGAUUAGGACAAUUCCCGAAAACACCUUCCAGUCUCUGUGGAAGCUGGCCGAACUGGAUCUGUCUAGGAACAGGAUUAGGGAGCUGCCAAAAAACACCUUCAAGAGUCUCUCCAAUUCCCUCCUUAAACUAAAUAUCUCCCAUAAUCCUCUCCUCCGUAUUCAUCCAAGCCAUUUCCACCACCUGACACAUCUUCAGUCUCUAGCGCUGGAGGGAAUUGAGAUCGCAGAUAUUCAGACUAAGGUGUUCCUUCCCAUGAAGAACCUCUCCCACAUCUAUUUCAAGAAGUUUCAGUACUGUUCCUAUGCACCUCAUGUGAGGUCCUGUAAACCCAACACAGAUGGCAUCUCUUCUUUUGAGGACCUCCUGGCUAACAUGGUGCUGCGGGUGUCUGUCUGGGUCAUGGCCCUCAUCACCUGCUUUGGUAAUCUGUUUGUCAUCGGCAUGAGGUCGCUGAUUCGUGCUGAGAACAACCUGCAUGCUGCCUGCAUCAAAGUUCUCUGCUGUGCUGACUGCCUCAUGGGCGUGUACCUGUUUUUUGUUGGCGUAUCUGAUGUAAAAUUCCGCGGUCAGUACAACCGUAACGCCCUGAUGUGGAUGGAAAGUGCGGAGUGUCGGACCAUUGGAUUCCUGGCCAUGCUCUCCUCAGAGGUGUCUGUUCUCCUCCUGACCUACCUGACUCUGGAGAAGUUCCUUGUCAUUGUUUUCCCUUUUAGAAAUUUGCGCCCAGGCAAAUUUCAGACCGGGGUGGUCCUGGCCUCGAUCUGGCUGCUGGGGUUUAUUAUUGCAGCCGUGCCCCUAAUGAAUGAGGACGUCUUUGGGAACUACUACGGACGUAAUGGGGUCUGCUUUCCCCUGCACUCUGACAGGCAAGAAAAACCUACUGCCAAAGGAUAUUCCACAGGGAUUUUUCUGGGUCUAAACCUGGUGGCUUUCCUGGUGAUUGUAUUCUCCUACUCCAGUAUGUUCUGCUCCAUCUAUAAAACCGGCAUCAAUGCCACCGACCUGAGGAGCGGACUGCACAGAGAUGUGGCUGUGGCCAACAGGUUUUUCUUCAUCGUGUUCUCUGAUGCCCUCUGCUGGAUUCCUAUAUUUUUGGUGAAAGUCCUCUCGCUGCUGGAGGUGGAGAUCCCUGGCACUAUCUCCAGCUGGGUUGUCAUCUUCAUCCUUCCCAUCAACAGUGCCUUGAACCCCAUCCUGUACACCUUGACCACCAGCUUCUUCAGAGAGCAGGUGGAAGUUUUACUCUGUCACUGGCAAUACUCCUAAUACUCUUCUGCCAGGAGGAGUAUUAUGUCUGAAGAAAGACCGCAAAAGCCUUACCUCGUCCACAAUCUUUAUGGAGACAUCACGGGGUCUGUGCUACCAGCCACCCAUUUACCUCCAGCAGGUGUCACUUAUAAGCGCAGAUCCUCUCUAUGCCUGAUGAUGUAUUUGUAAAGAUACAGCAUUUUGUAAGCUACUAGUCCUUUUUUAUUGUUUUACGUUCACAUUCACACCCACAUCCAGGAUAGAAUCACCAAAUAUCCUAACAUGAACAUAUUUGGACCCAAAUACAAAUAGUACCCAAAGAGAGCCCAUGCAGGCCAGACCUUUUUGCUUUGAGGCAAAAGACCUAACCACUGUUGCACUUCACCACUUGAAUUAAUAAAAUAUAAUGAACAUAAUAUAAAAAUUCAAGAUCUUACAACUGGUCCAGUCAUAAUUUAUAAAAUAUACUGUUAAUGUCAAGCCAUCCUGAGGAUGGCGCAGACCAUAAAAUGGGUGUCAAACAUAGGGCCCAGGGGCUAGAAUUGGCCAGGCAAAAACUCUAGUCCCAUUGGGCUGCUUUGGGGAAAUUGAAGGAGCUCAUAAAUCUUGGACUUUUUACAGCUUUUUUUCUACUGAUAAAAACCACGCUCCCCACUUCCUCCCAGUGAAAACAGAACUUUUUUAAUGAUAGGACACUCUGGGCAAUGAGCUACCAAAACUUUUUAUGUAAUUUUACACAUUUAUUUCUUACUGUCAAAGCCCAAAAGUCAUUCUGACAGAUUUCUUUUUAUUUACUUACAGCAGCAUUUCUUUAUCACGUAAAAGGAGAUGCCCAAUUUAAAUUGCACUUUUCAUUAAUCUGUUAAGAUAUAGGAGGGAUUAACUGUGCAGUUAACUUCUUUAAAACGAUAGAAAAGCGCAUUUCAGUUAAGAUGAAAAUGAGCUUUAUGUGGCUCAUGUAAAAUGAGUUUGACAUCCCUGCCUUAAAAUUCCUUAAGUCUAUCAAGAAAAGUGUUUAGAUGACUCUUGUAAAAUACACACAUAGAUCCUAAACAGUCCCUAUGGUGAACUUUUUAUGAAAUUUAGAAGCUGUGGGACAAACACAGAGAGACUGACAAAUACCAGUGGCAUAAUAUUAAUGAAGAACAUAUUUUAUAUACAGAGCUAUCCAGUUAAUCUCUGCUUACCUACUGGUUUCUUUUUUGUCUUGCCCUUUAAUUCCUCCAUGCCCAUCACUUUUUGGGUUUUUAUCAGCUUGUUUAACUAUCCUCAUAAUUCUUGGUUUCAUGUCAUAUUCUUCCAUUUACAUGUACUGUAUCUGCUUUGACUGAACUAAUGUUGAAACUGAACCAAUAUGGUGCUGGCCCUUUGUGCCAUAGUCAUGCUGUUUAAGAGAACUGUUCUGAACUCUUCAUUUGACUGACAACUUGGAUGAAAGCAUUUUGUACACGUAUGUCAUAUUACAUGUAAUUAACAAACUGACAAAUGAGGAGACUGAAUUGCGACACUCUCAACAUCUGCACAUGAGACUUUGGAGCUGGACUUUUCCAGAUUUCUUUCAUGUUUUGAUGACUGAUUUUUUUAUUUUUUUUUAUCAGUGCACCAAUGGACCUUUAAAAGCUCCUUUAACUUAGUGACAAUCAUUAAACGUGGAGGAGUUUAGACACUGAUGACAUGAAAAAGGAAAGCUGGACAGAUAAAUAAAAAUGGCUGUUUAAUACUUGCAUACAUUUCUCAUUAAUAUGCCAAGCAAUGGAAUCCUAACAAGGCCCUUAUUUCCUGUUAUGCUGUAUUGAUCUGCAUAUGUUUGUUUAGUGUAUAAAAUUCGGUGUGCUUUUUGAUGGUGUUUGUUGGUGUCAGGCUCUAUAUUGGU
Messenger RNA from Maylandia zebra (zebra mbuna), 4101 nucleotides. RefSeq names its product relaxin family peptide receptor 2a (gene rxfp2a). Gene Ontology annotation, biological process: activation of adenylate cyclase activity; adenylate cyclase-activating G protein-coupled receptor signaling pathway; hormone-mediated signaling pathway. NCBI's taxonomy places the organism in Eukaryota, Metazoa, Chordata, Actinopteri, Cichliformes, Cichlidae. Gene Ontology annotation, molecular function: G protein-coupled peptide receptor activity; protein binding. The record is from RefSeq and is a predicted model, not a curated record. Gene Ontology annotation, cellular component: plasma membrane.